CCUCGCGUGACACGUUACCAAUUCAUUGAGGGGCAGACCAGCGUGCGGCUCAUAGUAUCCUCUGAGAGCGAAGUGUGCGCCACCCUCUCCGUGCAAAACUACUCGUGCCCCAUCGCCCAGACGGUGACGGACGUGUCGACGAGCGGGCUUCGGUUAACGAUGAUGCGCUCGGGCGCAGUGCAACUCUCCAGGAGUGAGUAUCCGUACGGGUUCUACGUGGUGGCGCUGGUGCUGCCGUCGGAGCAGGCGUGCGGCGGGUCGGCAGCGGAGGACAUGGACUGGCUGUGGGCGGCGGCGCUGCUCGGGGCCGACGCCGCGCGCGCGCGCUCGCUCGCGCGCCACAAGGCCUUCGCCAUCUCCGUACAGCCGGCUUUAACUCGAGAACAGUACGCGGUGGCUGCUGUGGUGACGCUGUUUCUGUUCCUGUCGUUCUACGUGAUAUUCGGUGCGCUCGUCUUGGCGCAGCGCUGGCCGCCCUUCGCUAAGUACGUGCUUCCUAAGGCCGUGCUUGCUUCGCAGACCGAUGCCAUCGACGCUCACGCCGCCGAGCAAGUCCUAGACGGUCAAUCCGAAAUCAGAUCUGAAGGGACGACUUCUGCUCGCCUCCGCCGUCGCGGAUCGGAUGCGACGUUUGACAGCAGCGACAACAGCGACUCCGACGAUUCAGACACAAGCGCUCGCCUCCCCAUCCCCGCAUCCAGCACGCCCGCCGGGACACCUGCCGGCGCUAACCAGCAUUCCACCAACGAAAACCAUGACAGCACUUCACCCGCGAGGGCCAGCCAGGAUACGAGUAACGGCAACCCCGCCGGUACGCCGCCGGCAGGUGCGGGCCGGAUCACUUCAGACGGCAUUCAAGCCGACGGAACACCUAAUACACAAGUCGGCGAAACUGAAAUACAAGGCCCGUUCGGCCUGCCGGCGCGGCUGCGGCUGGCGGCGCUGGCGCGUCGCGGCGGCCGCACCCUGCGCGCGCGCUCCGACCGCUACCUCUACACGCUCUACACCGUCGCCGUCUUCUACGCGCUACCCGUCGUGCAGUUCGUCAUCGCCUUCCAGAUAAUCCUGAACGUGUCGGGCUCGCUGGACAUAUGCUACUACAACUUCCUGUGUGCGCACCGCGCGGGCGCGCUCAGCGACUUCAACCAUGUGCUGUCCAACCUGGGCUACUUGCUGCUGGGCGCGCUGUUCCUGGUGCAGGUGCGCCGCCGACGGCUGCGCCGCAAGCGACAGCCGCGACACCAGGAUUACGGCAUCCCCGCGCACUAUGGGCUGCUGUCGGCGCUGGGCGCAGGUAUGAUGGUGGUGGCCGUUCUCUCAGCCAGCUACCACGUCUGCCCCAACAGGCUCAACUUCCAAUUCGACACGGCAUUCAUGUACGUGCUGGCUGUGCUGAUCAUGGUGAAGAUCUACCAGUCGCGACACCCGGACGUCAACGCGCGCGCGCACGCGACCUUCGGCGUGCUCGCCGUGCUCAUCGCUCUGGUUGUGUGGGGCGUGUUGGACGGUGGGCCGCUGUUUUGGGGCGUGUUCACGGUGUUCCACGUGUUCACCUUCUUGCUGCUCUCGCUGCGCAUCUACUACGUGGGACAGUUUCGCCUCGAAAAAGAAAGCCUUGCUCAAGCUGCAAGCGAACUACGUAAGGGUUCUCGGCCGUUGUACCGCGCGCGCCUUGUGCUGCUGCUGGUGGCCAACGCGCUCAAUUGGAUGUUCGCCAUUUUUGGACUCAUGAAGCAGGGCAGCGACUUCGCCGGUCACAUGCUGCAGGUGCUGCUGGGCAACGCGCUCAUGUAUAUGGUGUUCUACCUGGCCAUGAAGCUGGUGCACGGCGAGCGGCUGCGCUGGUACGCGUGGGCGCUGCUGGCGGCGGCGGCGGCGGCGUGGGUGCCCGCGCUGUACUUCUUCCUGUCGGGCUCCAGCGACUGGUCGGCCGCGCCCGCGCUGUCCCGCCACCGCAAUCACGAGUGCAUGGUGAUGCAAUUCUACGAUUCCCACGAUUUGUGGCACAUGCUGUCAGCGGUGGCUCUUUACCUAUCCUUCAGCGCUCUACUCACGUGGGAUGAUGGUCUCUCUGCAGUCAAAAGAACCGAUAUACCAGUUUUCUAACAAAUCAGAUAAUAUAAAUCGUUUUUUAUUU
This is a messenger RNA of Vanessa tameamea, 2137 nucleotides long. RefSeq names its product SID1 transmembrane family member 1-like (gene Sir-3). The record is from RefSeq and is a predicted model, not a curated record. Gene Ontology annotation, biological process: RNA transport. Gene Ontology annotation, molecular function: double-stranded RNA binding; RNA transmembrane transporter activity. NCBI's taxonomy places the organism in Eukaryota, Metazoa, Arthropoda, Insecta, Lepidoptera, Nymphalidae. The transcript has 14 exons. The coding region runs from base 160 to 2106 and encodes 648 amino acids. Gene Ontology annotation, cellular component: plasma membrane; lysosome.